Messenger RNA from Ixodes scapularis (black-legged tick), 1414 nucleotides. Its product is annotated as putative nuclease HARBI1. The record is from RefSeq and is a predicted model, not a curated record. NCBI's taxonomy places the organism in Eukaryota, Metazoa, Arthropoda, Arachnida, Ixodida, Ixodidae. The transcript has 3 exons. Bases 67 to 1305 code for a protein of 412 amino acids.
AUAAGCUGAUGGUUUAUUUCCGUUUCCGUUUGCAUUCUGUCCUGACUUGUUCAGACGGGAGGAACCAUGGAGAGCCGAUUCGCGAUGUAUUUAGAUCAGCAAAAAAAGAAAAAAAUUGCAGCGGUGCUUUUAUGGCGCCGAAUACGGCGCCAGAGAACACGCACGAUGUACGUACGAGACAUAUUUGAUAAGCGCACAGUGUUUGGAGAAUUUUACCAUCUAAUACAGGAGCUGCGCGAGUCCGACCCAGAAUACCACUUCCAAUAUUUCAGGAUGACGAAGGCUUCAUUCGACGAGCUGCUCGGACUCGUCCACGACCGUCUUGUACACUCGCCCACACAUCGCUCUCCCAUCUCGCCCGCUGAGCGGCUGGCCAUCACACUGAGGUUCCUUGCAUCACCAGGAUCCCUGGGCCAUGUGGCCAUAAGUUACCGCAUGCAUAAAGCAACAUUAUCGGGGAUCCUCCAGGAAACGCUGCCAGCCAUCUGGGACUGCCUCUCCCCGUUAGUGCUGCAGCCACCCACAUCACAACAGUGGGAAGAGAUCCGGAGGGAGUUCUGCGUCAAGUGGAACUUUCCUAACGCCAUUGGAUCAAUAGAUGGCAAGCACUUUGCGAUCAGGUGCCCACCAAACUCUGGCUCAAUAUUUCACAACUACAAGAAAUUCUACUCGAUGGUGCUGCUCGCUGUUGUUGAUGCCCACUACAGGUUUCGACUGGUGGACAUUGGGGCUGCCGGACACCAGUCCGAUGGCGGUGUGUUGAGAGAGUCUAACCUCGGAAAGGCGUUAGCUGCCAACACCCUCCAGAUCCCUGUAAUCGCAGAGCCUGCACCACCUCUGUGCCUCCUGGGGGAUGAAGCCUUCCCGUUGAAAACGUACCUCAUGCGCCCUUUCCCCGGAAGAGGCUUGGACUACCGAAAAAAGGUCUUCAACUACAGGCUCUCCCGGGGCAGGCGUACAGUAGAAAACGCCUUCGGAAUACUUGUGUCUCGCUGGCGGGCGUUUCUGGCUCCCAUGCAUGGCACUGUUGAGCACUGUGAAAAUAUGAUAAAAGCGGGAGUCUGCCUCCACAACUUCCUAACAAGGGAUGAAGCCUACCGCCCUCCUGGAUAUGCUGACAGUGAAAGGAGGGGUGCCCGUGUGGAUGGUCAGUGGCGAGCUGACAUUUUGAAUGUUGGUGUAAACAGGAGCCUAGGUGGCAACAGCAGCCCAGCAGCAAUCAGCAUCAGGGACCAGCUGGCAGACCACUUCAUCUCCCCUAGGGGAGCCAUCCCGUGGCAACACGACAUAGUGACGAGGGAGUAGACGACGACACAAGGUUGUUAUCAAUGCUGUUCAAUUUUUUUCUUUCCUUGCAAAUAAAUUGUAUAUAUUUUCUCUGCUCUGCUUGCUUAACAGGGUUGACCGGCAAAAU